Xenopus laevis (African clawed frog) is the source of this 3471-nucleotide messenger RNA. RefSeq names its product scinderin L homeolog (gene scin.L). NCBI's taxonomy places the organism in Eukaryota, Metazoa, Chordata, Amphibia, Anura, Pipidae. Gene Ontology annotation, cellular component: podosome; cytoplasmic vesicle; melanosome. Gene Ontology annotation, biological process: barbed-end actin filament capping; actin filament severing; central nervous system development. Gene Ontology annotation, molecular function: phosphatidylinositol-4,5-bisphosphate binding; actin filament binding. The record is from RefSeq and is marked provisional.
CACUGCUGAAGUUUUCCCUUUAACUCAAAGUAAAUCAUGGUCGUGUAUCAUAAACAGUUUGAAAAUGCCGGCCAGUCGUCUGGACUCCAGAUCUGGAGGAUUGAGAACAUGGACUUGGUACCAGUCCCACCGAAAUUGUACGGAAACUUCUAUGUGGGAGAUGCUUACUUGGUGCUUCAUACCAUAGCGAAGAAUAAUAGCAAGUACUAUGAUCUGCACUACUGGCUGGGAAAGGAGUGCUCUCAAGAUGAAAGUACUUCAGCGGCCAUAUUUACUGUGCAGUUGGAUGAAUACUUGGGAGGAAAACCUGUGCAAUACAGAGAGAUUCAAGGACACGAGUCAAGUGAAUUUGUUGGCUACUUUAAAGGUGGAAUAAAGUACAAGGCUGGUGGAGUUGCAUCUGGAUUCCAGCAUGUUGUUACUAAUGAACUUGGUGCACAACGACUUCUGCAUAUUAAGGGAAGGAGAGUGGUGAGAGCUACAGAGGUGCCGCUUAACUGGUCCAACUUCAACAGUGGCGACUGCUUUAUUAUCGACCAUGGAGCUGUAAUUUAUCAGUGGUGUGGAUCCGGAUGCAACAAAUUUGAACGCCUCAAAGCUGCCCAAGUUGCUAAUGGAAUUCGUGACAACGAGAAAAAUGGAAGGGCUCAAGUCAUUGUAGUAGACGAAGGGACUGAACCAGAUGAACUCAUCAAGAUUUUGGGAGCCAAACCCCAGCUGCCUGCAGGAGAUGAUGCUGAUGAAGUGGCAGAUGAUACCAAUCGAAGGAAUGCUAAGCUGUACAUGGUGUCGGAUGCCAGUGGGUCUAUGAAGGUGUCAGUAAUUGCAGAGGAAAGUCCCUUCUCUAAAGACAUGCUUCUGUCUGAGGAAUGCUUUAUUCUGGACCAUUCCGGAGACAAAAAGAUCUUUGUCUGGAAAGGGAAGAAUGCAACUGCUGAAGAGAGAAAGGCUGCGAUGAAGACCGCUGAGCAGUUUAUCCAGCAGAUGAAUUAUUCUGCCACUACCCAGAUCCAAGUUUUACCAGAAGGAGGGGAGACACCAAUCUUCAAACAGUUUUUCAAAGACUGGAAAGAGAGGCACCAAAGCGAAGGAUUUGGGAAAGUGUAUGUGACGGAAAGGGUCGCGAAUAUCAAACAGAUUGAAUUUGACGCUUCCAAGCUGCAUGAAUUUCCAGAGAUGGCGGCUCAGCACAACAUGGUGGAUGAUGGCUCAGGAAAAGUAGAGAUCAGCCGUGUUGAAAGUUGCGGGCGGGUUCCAAUAGAACCAAACACGUUCGGCCAGUUCUACGGUGGAGACUGCUACAUUAUUCUCUAUACAUACCCAAAAGGGCAGAUCAUCUACACAUGGCAAGGAGCCAAGGCAACGCGGGAUGAGCUAACGGCAUCUGCUUUCCUCACCGUGCAGCUGGAUCGCUCUCUUGGAGAUCAAGCUGUCCAGGUGCGAGUUACACAAGGGAAGGAGCCGCCUCAUUUACUGAGCUUGUUCAAAGGCAAACCGCUAAUUAUAUACAAAGAUGGCACUUCAAGAAAGGGAGGUCAGGCACCACCUAGUGCUGUACGACUUUUCCAAAGCCGCAAAAACUUGUCAACUAUUACUCGGAUCGCAGAGGUGGAUGCAGAUGCUUCUUCCCUGAACUCAAAUGAUGUCUUUGUUUUGAAACUAAAAAAUAAUUCUGGCUACAAAUGGAUAGGAAAAGGAGCGAGUGGUGAAGAGGAAAAAGCAGCUGAAUACAUAGCAAAUGUUCUCAAGUGCAAAGUUUCUAAAAUAGCAGAAGGGCAGGAGCCAGAUGAAUUUUGGAAUGCUUUGAAGGGGAAAAAAACAUACCAGACCUCCGCACUAUUGGAAUCCCAGUCUAUUAUUCACCCUCCAAAGCUGUUCGGCUGUUCAAACAAGACAGGAAGGUUUUUGAUUGAAGAGGUCCCGGGAGAAUUUACUCAGGAUGAUUUAGCAGAAGAUGAUGUUAUGUUGCUUGAUGCACACGACCAGGUGUUUCUGUGGAUUGGAAAAGAUGCCAAUGAAUUAGAGAAAAAGGAGGCCUUGAAAUCAGCUAAACAGUAUAUUGAAACGGACCCUUCUGGAAGGGAUAAAGGUAUUCCGAUUGUUUCCGUGAAACAAGGACACGAGCCGCCAACCUUCACUGGCUGGUUCAUGGCCUGGGACAACAAUAAAUGGCAGAGCUGAGAAAAGCUUCAGGACCUAUAAAACAUGAAGAAACUGGCAUUCUUCAUACAUCUCUUGCAUUUUGUGUGUGUGUGUUUUACUAUUAUUGUGGGGCAUGGGACAACAAUACAGAUGCAGUGCUCACACCAAUGAAGUGCUUAGGCUAUUUUAUAUACUGUAUAUGUAUGUGUAUUUUAUGCGGAAAUUAUAGUCUCAAAAUGAAAAAUACUAGAAGCUUAUUUACUAUAUUGUAUUAAAUGCAGUGCACCAGGUACCCAUUGUAAUGGACCAAACAGAAAAUGUAUUAUUGCCUUUAAAGUCAAGCUUUAUACUAAAGGCAACAACGCUCAGCUGCAAUAUAACGGAUCCUCUUCCUCAUGCAAUUGACAAAGUAACAAGGAAUUCAUAUUUUAUGUCCCAUUUAUUUUUUCCAUGUACUUACUAAUGAUUUUCCCUUGGGAAAGUGAAUAUUCCCCUUGUUACCCUGUUCCUAGAUAAUUCCCAUGGCAUCCCCUGUCAAAAAUGAUGAUCAUUUUAAAGUUACAGUAUAUGAUGCCUUAAAAAAACACCUUAAAGCACAUAUGACAUUGCUUAAAUGGGAAGCCUCUAUGAAUGGCAAUAAAAUAAGUAGGCACUUUCUAAAUCUCACCAAUAUGGUAGUUUGUCACCAAAAGGAAGCCAAUGUAUUUACCAGAAUAAGCAAAUUAUUCUCAAACCCAUGGGUUUUAACGGGAUUUAUGACUUUGGGAACUUCAUUAUAUCCGGCAAAUCGGUUCUAAAGUCUUUGAAAAACAAAACCUGUUUAAUCAUGUUGUGAUAUUGGAGUUUAAGCCUGAUCCUAUGACUAGGGCAGCGCCAGACAAAAAAAUUACAGCCCUGUAGCUACAUUUAUAAUCAUCCCCCAUUAGAAUUUGUGUUUUACGUUUGUGUUUUACGAUAAGAACAAUGCAAUAAGUGGAAUAAGCCAUUUGGAGAUUACAUUUCUCUUGUAAAACAAAACGAAAUUUAAAACAAAGAAAGUUUUCUAAAAUGUUUUGUCUGUAUGUAUUAUGCUUAAAUUUGCCGAUACCUAUCUGAGUUAAUCUUUUAUCAACAAUAACUGUCUUUUCUCAAUUGCCACAUUUGCGUUAUUGCCAUUGCUUUGCUAUGUUUUGAUACAUACGGUAAUUGUUGCCCACAGCAGUUUUAUUUUGUUUUUUUAAAUACUUGUUUCUUAUAUUUUGUUCUGGAAAGACUGUGCUUAAGCAUUUUCUUAGAGUAUAUGACAUUUCAUGUAUUUGUUUUACUCAUUAAAGUUGGCAGCUUCUAAAA